UACUAAGGGAAAGAAACAGAGGGUGGAGUGGAGGUGGAAAGUGAUAGUGGAUAGGAAGUAGACGGUGGAGUGGAGGUGGACAAAUAUGAUGGACUAGAGGUGAAUGGUGGAGUAAAGGUGGACAAAGAGCCAUAACUGAUGUCAGACAUACCCACGUGCAAACUCUUGGACCAUUGAUAACUUCUGAUGAGAUUUUAAGAUAAUCAGGAAAUUAAAGUUAUUUAUGUUAUAAGAAAACACGAGUUUCUUGUGAAAAAGGAGAAUGGUGAUAUCAGUAUAUGUCUAUAAAUAUGUGUAUGUGGUAUGAACUAGAAUCACACAACAACAGAAGAAAAAGUAAAAACAGACAGAAGAAUGGAGGUAGCACAGGUACUGCGCAUGAACGGUGGUGCUGGAAAAACAAGCUAUGCAAACAACUCCUUUGUUCAGGACAACAAAAGUACGACCAGAGAGUAGUGAUUGUUAUGUCUGCCAUUGAUUUACAGAAAAAGGCUAUUACUUUAUCGAAGCCCAUAAGAGAGGAAGCCAUUAUUAGUUUGUAUAGCAACACACUCCCGAGAAGCUUGGCAAUUGCAGAUUUGGGUUGCUCUUCUGGACCAAACACUUUCUCUGUGGUGUCUGAACUCAUCAAGACCCUGGAGAAGCUUUGUCGGAAGCUGAACCAUAAAUCUCCAGAGUACAGGGUGUUUCUGAAUGAUCUUCCUGGGAAUGACUUCAACAGCAUCUUUAAUUCCCUUGACAACUUUAAAGAGAAAUUGCAAACAGAAGUGAAAGGUGGGAUUGGUCCAUGCUACUUCUCCGGAGUUCCGGGUUCUUUCUAUGGCAGGGUUUUCCCAGAUCAAAGUCUUCAUUUUGUUCAUUCCUCUUACAGCCUUCAAUGGCUAUCUAAGGUUCCUGAGGGUAUAGAGAACAACAGGGGGAACCUUUAUAUAGGAAGAACAAGCCCACCANAUGUUGCGAGAGCUUACUACCACCAAUUUCAAAGAGAUUUCUCUAGUUUUCUCAAGUGUCGUGCAGAGGAACUGGUUGAAGAAGGUCGUAUGGUUCUCACAAUUUUGGGAAGAAGAAACGAUGCCGAGGAUCCAGCAAGCAUGGAGGGUGGCUACCUUAUUUUGGAGCUUAUGGCUAUGGCUCUUAGUGAAAUGUGUGUGCAGGGAAUAAUAAAGGAAGAGCAAUUGGAUAGUCUUAACAUCCCACAGUACACUCCAUCACCAUCUGAAGUGAAAUUGGAAGUUCUUAAAGAAGGGUCGUUUGUGAUCAAUCGUGUAGAGGUGUGCCAGGUCAAUUGGAAUCCUCUUGAAGAUUGGAAGCCUCUUGAGUUUGAAUCUGAAAGGUCUGAAUCACUUAGUGAGAGUGGAUAUAACCUGGCACAGUGCAUGAGGUCUGUGGCGGAACCUAUGCUGAUUAGCCACUUUGGUGGACAUAUCAUUGAAGAGNUUUUCAGCCGUUUCCAGAAAAUUCUGGCUGAUCGUAUGUCUAAGUGUAAAACUGAGUUCAGUAACAUUACGAUAUCGAUGACUAGGAAAGCAUAAAGAAGUUUGCAUCUAGGGUUUCUCAAAUGCAUUAUAUAAAGGAAAGUGAUAUUUUAACACCAUUUUUUGACAUCAUUUUGACACUACAUACGUGUCAAAAUAUAGUUAGACGAUUUUAAA
Vigna radiata var. radiata (mung bean) is the source of this 1652-nucleotide messenger RNA. Its product is annotated as salicylate carboxymethyltransferase. The transcript is spliced from 4 exons. Bases 279 to 1532 code for a protein of 417 amino acids. Gene Ontology annotation, biological process: methylation. NCBI's taxonomy places the organism in Eukaryota, Viridiplantae, Streptophyta, Magnoliopsida, Fabales, Fabaceae. The record is from RefSeq and is a predicted model, not a curated record. Gene Ontology annotation, molecular function: S-adenosylmethionine-dependent methyltransferase activity.